AUGGAGCCUGCUCAAGAGAAACAAGCUGGUGCCGCCGGCGAACCAUUCGCGACCGACGUUGGUAGCGAUGGAUUUGAUCAAGAUGACAAGGACAUGGCCAGAAUGGGCAAGAAACAGGAGUUUAGUCGAAACUUCAAUUGGAUCAGCAGUCAAUCGAGGACUAACUGCAGGCUCACGGAGUUUGUUGCCUUGAACAACUUCCAGAUGCUUGUCGACGGUGGCACGUCGACCAUGUUUUGGAGUUAUACCUGGAUCAUAGCCGGACAGUUCUUCAUCGUCCUCAGUCUGGCCGAGAUGGCUUCCAUGGCACCAACAGCUGGCGGACAAUACCACUGGGUCAGCGAAUUUGCUCCUCGACGCUAUCAAAAAGCCUUGAGCUACACCUCCGGAUGGCUCAGUUCGACAUGUUGGGAGUCCUUCGUUGCGUCAGACUGCAUGUUCGCUGCACAACUUAUCUUCGCCCUUGUGCAAUUACAGAACCCCGACUUCGAGAUCCACAACUACUAUACGGCCCUUACGAGUAUUCUGAUCGGAAGUAUCGUGACAGCCAUCAAUGUGUUGGGUGCAAAGAAGCUUGCGUUACUGGAGAAUGUGUUUGUUACGCUGCACGUUGCCUCCUUUCUCGUCGUGCUUAUCACGGUCGCUGUUGCUUCACCCAAGAAUGACGCGAAGGAGGUCUUCACCACCUUUACCAACAACGGCGGCAACUAUCCGCUAAUGGGACUCGCCGUCAUGGUCGGCCAGGUCCCAGCCAUGUGGAACGUCCUUGCUUCCGACGCAGUUGCUCACCUCUCCGAGGAAGUCAAAAACGCCAGCGUCGUGACACCCAAGACGAUGUUCUGGGCCUACAUGCUGAACAUCCCCCUCGCGUUCGCGAUGCUGCUGGUCUUUCUUUUCGCCAUGACCGAUGUCGAGGCCGCAGUCGGCGAAACCUUCCCCUUUGUCUGGAUCCUGCAGAACUCGCUGUCUACGGCCGGCGCCCAAGCCAUCACGGCCAUCAUGUUCAUCUUGGUGUUUAUGAUCGCCGUGUCCUGCUUCGCCUCCACGAGCCGCCAGCUAUUUGCAUUCGCCAGGGAUAACGGCAUGCCUUUCCCGACGUGGUUGAAAAGGGUGAAUCCCCGGUUGAAUGUUGCGGCCAAUAGCUGCCUCGUCACCUGGGGAUACACGGUCGUCAUGUCGUUGAUCUACCUUGGCUCCCCGGUCGCGUUCAACGCCAUCAUCAGCUUGGCCAUCGUGGCGCUGAUGGCCACGUACGCGAUUAGCAUCGCCUGUGUGCUCUGGCGGAGGAUCGUCCACCCGAGCACAUUGCCGCCUGUGUAUUGGAGCCUGGGGAGACGGGGUACUGCGGUCAACACGUUGGGUUUGGUGUACGCGAUUUUUGCAUUCUUUUGGGCAUUCUGGCCCAUCUACUGGAAGCCUACGGCCGAUGAGAUGAAUUGGGCGAUAGUCAUAUUUGCCGGCGUCAUGCUGAUCUCUGCUGUCAACUACGCCCUCUCGGCGCAUAGGACGUAUACAGGGCCCGUGGCUACUUGUGAAGGGCGGCAGGAUGGGUAG
Molecule: messenger RNA, 1554 nt
Organism: Cladophialophora yegresii CBS 114405
Lineage: Eukaryota; Fungi; Ascomycota; Eurotiomycetes; Chaetothyriales; Herpotrichiellaceae
Exons: 6
Coding region: 1-1554 (517 amino acids)
Biological process (GO): transmembrane transport
Cellular component (GO): membrane
Molecular function (GO): transmembrane transporter activity
Source: RefSeq, a predicted model, not a curated record